Messenger RNA from Suillus subalutaceus, 294 nucleotides. RefSeq lists its product as uncharacterized. The annotation marks the transcript as partial. Lineage: Eukaryota; Fungi; Basidiomycota; Agaricomycetes; Boletales; Suillaceae. The transcript has a single exon. Gene Ontology annotation, cellular component: P-body. The record is from RefSeq and is a predicted model, not a curated record.
CAGUGGUCUACCUACGAUGCUAUCAACCAUGACCUGACACACCGUAAUCCCGACAAUGUCAUGUCGUCCUCUUAUGCCAUCAGAAAGACUCUCAUUCGUAAACACUACUUAGCACGAUGCAUUUAUUCGUACUUGACAAAUCAUCUCGUCUCCUUCAUCCAUAACGCGGAGCCCAAGACAUGGGAUCUCGAGGGCUCUUACGCGUGUGAGCUAGAUGUAAUUUGGAGCGACCAACUUUGGGAUCUUGGCAAUGAAAUUGAUGGCUCCUCUCCGAGUCAAUGGUGGAUGUUUUGA